GGAGGAUCUCCCUCUGGUAGGACGCUGUCCUUCCCUCCACCGCCUCCUCCAACGCUGCUAGUUGGGUUGACGCCUGCCUCCGGUACACCUGCACACACACAUCCAAACACACACAGAGGAAUGAGAUGUGGAGUGUUGCUAUGAAAGAGGUGGAUUUACAUGAAGGACAGCGCAGUAGAGAUGAGUGGAUUGGAGCAGGGGGAGUCACACACACUAGGACAAGAACAUGACUUGAAGAUGAGCUCUCCACAGGCUGAGUUAGAGGAGAAAGACUGUCCUCCCCCAGAGGAAUUAGAGUGUAAAAUCUGUUACCAGCGCUACAAUGCACACAACCGGAAGCCUAAGGUCCUGGACUGCCUCCAUCGGGUCUGCGCCUGCUGCCUCAUUAAGAUCCUGGACAUUGCCGACGGAGCAGGCUGCAUCUCUUGCCCCUUUUGCCGACAUCAAACUGAAAUCACAGAGUACCAGGUAUCCGCCCUGCCUGAUGACGUUAAUAUCAUGUCACACUUGGUGAUACGGGACAAGUCCUCUAGCAGUGACCAGAACAGGGAGGUGGUCCUGACUCCAAAAAGUUUUUCCUCCACCAGCCCAUCUCAUGACUCCUCCAACUGUCUGGUCAUUACUAUAAUGGAGGUGCAGAGGGACUCACAGCACUCCCCAAGCCAAAAUGGGAGCUCUGGUGUCUAUGCGGAGCAGAGCUUGGAUUCUUUAUCAAUAGGUUCCAACAGUCCCGUUGAUCAUGAUGCUCUUUCCAAGUUCUGUAAUCAUGUACCGCGCAUCCUCGUCUGGCUGCUGGGCUUCUUAUACUUUGGUUCUCUACCUCUAGGAAUCUACUUGUUAGUGAUCCAGAGGGUGACUCUAGGAAUUGUAUGCGUCAGCCUAGUGCCAUCAAGCCUGACAGUUUGCUUAGUCUAUGGCUUCUGCCAGUGUCUGUGUCAAGGCAUGUGUGACUGCUCCUCUAGAGGCUGAUAUGAUACUCAUCUGUGGUCCAAAGGAUAGGGAUAAUGUCAGCUGCAGAAACAGGGGGCUGGUGUGUUUUGUUGAUAGAUCAAAGGCUCUAAGUUGGUGAUACUUUCCUCUGCACAGGCUUAUUAAAUAAAGUCUAGCAGUCAGUGAUUCAGUCCCUGAGUCAUGCAAAUAAGGGGCCGAUGAGCAGAAAGAAAAGGAGCAUUUUGGUGAUGUGCCAACACUCUUAUUCCCAUCUUGUCACAUACUGCUGCUGGAUCAAGAGCCCUUUGCUCCAGUCCUGUAACACAAGGGGUACCCCUUUAACAUCAAUUUCCAAAGCACAGGGAAAGUUGCCAGUAAUGUAACCUGCAGUGGUAAUGUCAUGUGAGUGGCAAUAUUCCAUAUAUCCUAUAUGGCUGGGUUAUUAACAAGUCGCGAUAGGACCAUGUAAGGAGGUCGAAUAGAGGAUGGGUGAAGACACCCCCCUUCUGAUUAAAAGACUGUUUAUUACAUGAUCAUUUACUUGUAUUUAUUUCUAUUUCAAGUCUUUAUUCUGACUUCCUUUGCCCUAAUUACAUUGCCUACUACUUCCAUGAUCAUUAAAAGUGCUUACCUAAGAUUAGGCUCUAAAACUACUUGUUUUAGGUUCUGUUAAAGCACAUUUUCAUUGUGCUGAUUAAAACUUCACCGCCAUUUUCCACAUACCAUAGUGACAUGUCUCACAAAUGUAACAUGACCUACCUAUAAACCCUGCAUGUCAAAGGGCAACAAUUAGGAGGUACCCUCUGCAUUCAAAUGUGGCACGGCCCCUGACCGAGCACCAAAGAACAGGUUGGAUGUGCUGUGCUUUCUUAAUGCCAACUGGUGUAACUCAGACACCAGCUUGGCCAAGAGAACCAGAGGCACCGAAGAGCUCUCUCAGUAGUAGGAGCUUUCAGUAUGCCUACCUACAUUUCUGUGAUGUACAUCUCUGACCUUUAACUGUUCUGUGUUGUGUGGACGACCUGAUUUAACAAAGUAUUUGAGAACUGACUGCUAAUAUUUUCUCUAAGAAAAGGCUUAAACGUUUUCAUUUAACAAUUAGCAUACCCAGGCCCUUAUUUACCAACUUUGUACACUAAAAAAGAUAGUCUUAAAAUAAAAAAAUAAAUAAUAAAAUAUGAGAUUAGAUUUACUCAUUAGGAACUUGAGAAUGUGUGUAGAGUUUUCUGGCCCAAAAAGGGCUCUAAUAAUUAAACUAGUGGCAGAAGUGUUUAAUACUACUGACCCUAAGAGCAGAUUAUAAAGAGAUAUUCAAAGUAAAAUAAACAGUAAACAUGAAAAGCACAAGUGUUUGGUUUGUCUGAAGGUUUGUGCAUAUUCGGAUGUUCAUGAAAUGAAAUUGAAAGACUGUUUUCAGAGGUGUGUGUGUGACCAGUCAGAAGUGCAAGCAGUGUAACCUUCUGGUUUCUGUCAAUUACUGAUCAUUUUGAAUGGCUUUACAGAAACAGUGGUCCAUAAAUCCAAGAUAAUGCUAGAUUUUUUUAAACUAAAUAUAAAACGCAAACCUAAGAAUUGUGAUUUGGCUCAAUACGCUCCCUGUUAUAGUAACGGUCUUCAACAAAGAUGUGAUAAGGUUGUCUUUGUUGUCUCCCAUCCUUUCAGGCUGUUGUACUAUAUCAGUUUGGUGCAUGUGAGAAAUAAACAAGAUUAGUGCAUCAGGAUUUCAUUGUCAACAAUAUGCUUUCCAUUCAGUUUUGUCUUGGGCUGAAGAUGUGGCUUUAUGCUUUUCUUUUUCUGCAGAUUUAAAAAAGUUGUUUUCUUAGAGCUCCACAUGUAUUUUGUUGUUUCAUAGUGUCUUUGAGACAUGGUAAAUUGAUGCAGUUGGACUCAGAAAUGACUGACAUUUCUAGAAAGAUUACUAUGAAUUGUUUCACAGAUGGUUUCCAUAAUGUGAGCUGGACUUGCUGUUUAUGAGUGUUCUUUGAAUUUGUGGGUUUUAUCAGUUCACGGUAAUGUGUGUGUGUGUGGAGACAGGAUGUGCCAAACAACUUGACAAAUGUCACCUUUCUUGUAUUCACAGGCAUUACUCCUUUUUGGUCUAUGAGUCAGUUUAAAACCUUGUGUGUACAAUGUUGAUAACUAAAAGACCUGGAACUCCUAUUAUUCAUUCAUUUUCAAAUGUAUUAAAUGAUAAUGGUAGGUAAUGGUAUUUUUCAUCAAAAUGCAAAUGUAGCAUUUUGACACUGUUCCAGAUCAAGUCUUUCUGUAUAUGAAAGUCACGUUAAUGGUCUCAUGUUUGUAGUCUAAAUCCACUAAUCAGCCACAACAUUAAAACCUCCUUUUAUGUAUUGCAUAGCCCCCUGUAGCACCACAAAAAAUUGAGGGCGUCCUGUGUUGUCCUGCAUAUCCUUUAGGUACUACUCAUCAAAGUAAUACCCACAAUCUUAGGAUUUCGAGCAAAAUAGUGCAAUGUAACAAUGUGAUGAAGUGGUUUUAAUAUUGUGGCUAUAUUUUCUUACCAUUUUGUUAAUUUCAGUUAGUCUUUACCAAUCUCUGUACCUACUCGCUCUUAUUUCCCCCUGUGUUUCAUACAGCGACUGCAGCUCUCAGAUAAGUACCACUCAAUUGAUUAUACAUGCUAGACAAUGAAAUAA
Melanotaenia boesemani (Boeseman's rainbowfish) is the source of this 3584-nucleotide messenger RNA. RefSeq lists its product as uncharacterized. The record is from RefSeq and is a predicted model, not a curated record. The transcript is spliced from 2 exons. Lineage: Eukaryota; Metazoa; Chordata; Actinopteri; Atheriniformes; Melanotaeniidae. The coding region runs from base 160 to 969 and encodes 269 amino acids.